Messenger RNA from Leptopilina boulardi, 4306 nucleotides. RefSeq lists its product as uncharacterized. Gene Ontology annotation, cellular component: extracellular matrix. Bases 658 to 2175 code for a protein of 505 amino acids. NCBI's taxonomy places the organism in Eukaryota, Metazoa, Arthropoda, Insecta, Hymenoptera, Figitidae. The record is from RefSeq and is a predicted model, not a curated record. Gene Ontology annotation, biological process: cell adhesion. The transcript is spliced from 10 exons.
CAAUCGAAAUAAGAAGAACAUUUUAAAAUAAUAAUGAAGUUUUUGAGAUUGUGUGAUGCGAUUGUUGGCAGCCAUUUUGGCAAGCAGUUCACUCUUCUCCCGGACUUGCCUGUGAUCACAUCGCGCUCCUCAUUUUUCACAUUGAAAUGAAUGACAAGUCUGCAAGUUCAUAAAAGUGUAAAUAUGUUGAUUUCUAACCAACAAAAGAAUUCGCAAAAAAUUUUCAAGAUGGCGUCAUGUCUUUGAAACUUUUGGAGGGAAACACUGCCACAAAAUUUUCUCAACAUAUUUUUCGUGUUUCAACAUUGUUAAUCGUCAAUGUCCAAAUGAAGAAGACGAUGGACAUUGUUCUCGAUCUGCGAAGAAGUGCAAAAAAAAAGAAAGAGAUCAUAUUUCUCACAAAGGAUUCACCGAUAGAUUCUAUCCUCGAUGGAUUGUGGUGUCACGUACUUCAAGGAUAAGGACAAAAGGAAAAAGGGACAUCUUAUCAGGAAGGACACAGGAUUCUCCAAUUUCAGACUAUUUAGAACUCGGUCUAUUUUUACGGUUAUUUUUCACAUUUUCUAAAUGGAAAUUUAACUUGAAAGUAGGGAUCUCUGGGGACUAUUUAGUUUUGAAAGAAAAAUCUCCUUGAAGCUGAGAAUUCGUCAUUAUAAGAUGUCCAGUGAUACAUGGCUUCGAUGUCAUUCUGCCUUGAUGCCGUUGACUUUGCUGUCUCUUCUCUUGCUUUUGGGAAUUCAUCUUCCGUUCGUUGUAGCUCAAUGCGGACCCUCAGCACAAGAAAAGCAAGACAGACAGAAUAAGCUGGCCCUAUAUAAAGUCACCCUGAAGACAUACUGGUCGAGAGCACGAUUCCCUAGGCACUAUCCGGAUUGGAAACCUCCUGCUCAAUUCGGCAAACUUGUUGGUCGAACUCACGACGCCACCUACACCCUUUACCAUCUGGGUGAGAGACUUUCGUCUGGUGUGAGGCAAUACGUUGAGACAGGAAGGACGGAUGGUCUUGAUACUGGGGGUGAAUUUCCAAACAUCUUACAAUCGUUCAUUGGCCCUUCAGUGCCUCAGGGUGAAGGUACAAGUAUUGCGAGGGCAUUUCUUGAUGGCAAUCAUUCUCUCAUCAGCGUAGUGGCUCGUAUCAAUCCAAGUCCUGAUUGGUUCAUUGGGGUCGAUUCCUUCCAACUAUGCGUCGAAGGCAACUGGGUGGAUACAGUUACUGUCGAGCUUGACCCAUUGGAUGGCGGAACUGACAACGGCUUUACUUUCACGGCUGCCAAUUGGCCAACACAACCCCAAGGGAUUGCCUAUAGGAUCACGUCGAGAUAUCCUGCACAUCCUGCAGGAAGUUUUUUCUAUCCGAAUUUACCACGUCUGCCUCCAAUCGCAACACUUACAUUCACUAAGUUGAGAGAGUACACAUUGACGGAAACGUAUCACGAGGACGAAGUCGAGAUGGAAUUUGUGAGCAACGAGAAUCUACUGUCGAAUAACCCGACCCCAAGAGGAAUCGAUCCGAAUAGAGACCUGAAUGAGGUCAUUGCUGAAGAACGAGGGGAAAUGGAUACCCAAAGAUACAGUUACUGGACAUCGGACAAUUCAAAAGAGAAAUUUAUAACGAGUGAACCGCGCGACAACAAUAAGGCAGCUAUCAUGAACAGUAUUGCCUCAUCUUAUGCACUACAACGACCGAGGUUUACAGCGACAUCGACGCUUUCACCGGAGAAAACGAAAGAUGAAAAAAAGCUCGAUGAUAUUGGAAACUGGUCAUAUUAUCGACCAUACCACAGUUCCUCAGACGCGCAGAAGGCGCAAAUAUUUGAGGAUAUUCAAAGGAAAAUCACCAACGUCACAAGCGUACCAGCCACUAGUCAUCCCUGGAGAAAUUCUACCAAUAUCAGAGAGCAUCAACAUAGAUUUAGGCCAAAGCAUCACAAAUACACCAAAGGAAAACGAAUUCGUACACGAUUGCCGAGGGAUUGCAAGGUCAGCGAAUGGGGUCCCUGGAGCGCUUGCAGUCGAACUUGUGGUGUCGGCGAAACCCAAAGGACAAGAAAAGUUGUCAUAAAACCGCGCAGAGGCGGAAUUCGUUGUCCACCUCUUAAAGAAACCAAAUGGUGCAGUGGAAUCAAUCCUUGUCACGAGAGUAGCCAAUCUUUCGUUGACACUCAUCGAUGGUAGUAUUUUGUCACACACACACACACAUACAAAUAUAUUUAAAUAUUUGGAUUAAAAAAAAAAAAAAUCCCUUCAUUAAUUUAUUUUUCGAAAAUUUUCAAAAAUUUGAGAUAAAUUCUCAAAAAAUAAUUUUUUUUUUUACACUUAUUCCAAAGACUAUUUUAAAGAAAGAACAGAAACAAAAAAAAUUCGAAUCUCUCUUUGAAAAAAUAGUCAAUAUAUACCAAAGAGAAAUUUUGUUUUUUGUAUAAAAAAAAAAAAUGUUUUUUUUUUUUUUGCAAAAAGAUUAUUUUCAAUCGUGAUUUUCUUUCUCGUAAAUCAAUUAUUAUCAGUGAAAAUUUCUCCUUAGAUGACAAUUCUUUAUCAAAAAAAAAGGAGAUGUUUUUCUAUUUUGCGGGAUGAGAAAAAUCACGAAGGAAAAAGGGAAAUAUUAUCAAAUAAUCCCCCCCCCCCACGAGGGUUUAAAUACUCACAGGACAAUCUUUAAGAACGACAUUAAUCUGUGUUUCGAUAUCAAGUGUUUUCUACCUAUUAAUAAUAUAAUAGGAGAUGAGAGGAAAGUAAAUUGUUGAGCAAUGUUAAUUUUAAAAAAGAAAUUUUUUUUUUAGUUUUUAUUUUUCUGUUAAAUUUCAAAAUUUUUUUUUAUAAACAAAAUUCUUAAUGAAGAGAAAAGGAAUUUUUAGCAUUUAGAAAAAGUUUACCAAGAAAAAAAAAAUAGUUAGAAAAGUAUUCGACUUUAAUUUUUUAAUCUAAUUUUUAAUUAGAAAUAAAAUUUUUUAAUUUAAUUUUUAUUUUAAAAAUAAAAUUUGUUCUAGGUAGACAAAAAUUGGUUUUUAAAUACCUACACUCGAAAAUUAGAAAUUUUUUACUAAUUUGAAUUAGUAACUCAAUUUUUGAUUUUUGAAUUUUACUGAUUCGAUAGUAAAAAAAUUAAUUUUACUAAUAAUACUAAUUAGUAAUAAAAUAAAACCUUUGAUUUUGUAGUAGAAUAAAAUUUUUUAUGAUAAAAUUAUUUUUUUUUAGUAAAAAAAGAGUUAUAAAAUAGAAAUAAAAUUUCAUAAAAAAAAAUUUUUAUUUCUCACUCUCAUUCACUCUAUCUAAAUGUAAUUUAAUUUUACCUUUAUAUAACUUGACAAAGUUUUCUUGAAGAAAAAAAAAAUCUCUUGAAAAAUGUCCACAAUCUUUGAUAGAAUUUUUGCUCUUACUUUUAUAUAAAAAAAAACUUUACUAUAAAAAUCCUCAACAAUUCACUUUUCUCAAGUUAAUGUCGUUUUCUUGUCUCAUUGUAAAAGUUAUAAAACGAGAAAAACAUGUCUUUCUCGUAAAAAAAAAAAAGAAGUUUGUGCAUUGGAGAUUUUUACAAAAAAAAAAAAAUAUCAUCAGGUAUGUACUAGGUAUUAUAUCUUAGGAUAAAAUUUAACGAUAAUAAUAAUAUUAAAUUAAUGAUUAACGCUUAUUGGUAAUUCGUUAUACUUGAAUAGAAGAAAAAAAAAACAUGUAAUAAUCGACGCUAACAAAAGAGAAAAAAAAGGGGCCAGAAAUUAGGUUCUUCGUUUAAUAUUCAUUAAAAAAAAAACUGCCCUAACUUUUUAUCGAAUUGAAAAUUAAUUAUUUUUUUUCCUUUUUUAUUUAUUAAAAAAAAAUUAGCGUCGUGAUUUAUCGAGCUGUUACUCCUUUUAUUUUUAAUUAUAGAUAUUAUAUUUCACCAAAAAAAAAAAAUUGACAUUUUUGUGAGAAUAUUGUUCAACAAAUUUAGAUAAUAAGGACCUCUGUCCACAAAAUAUGUUUUUAAUGGGUAACAGUUUCGACUAGAUAAUCCAUUAUUUAUUUUUAAUAACACACAAAAAAAAAUUUCUAAUUUAUUUUUCCAAAUAUUAUAAUAGAAGUUAGAAAAAAUCAAUUUUUUUCGAAUUUUAAUAUAAUGAUUCGAGUUUAGAAUAUUAUGAGUAUAUAGUUAUGGUGGGAUUUAAAAAAAAAAAUAUUUGAAAAAUUAUUCUAAUUUCGAAAAUGACGAUGACACUGUGCAUUUUAGAUUUUAAGAUAUCGAAUAGGACUAUAGUAAUAAGUAAUGUGUAGUGAUGUAUAACAUAAGUUUAUAUUACAUAAUAAAAUCUCUCUAAAAAAAAAAAUUAAA